AUGUCCUACCACAUCGACCUCACAGACCUCACGCCACUCGCCGAAGUGCACGACCAAAUCCUCCACCUCCUCUACCUCUCCUCCCCCACCCUCCCCCUCCGCCUCUCCAAAUCCCUCUACCGCCACUUUAUUCCCAAAAUCUACUCUCAUCUCACUAUCGACUCGUCCAACGUGCACCCCAUCCUCUCUGGCUUGGGCUCGCCAAAGGGGUUCAAGGCGCAAGCUUUGAGUUUUGUAGAAGGGUUGAAGAUUGGGGUGGACGAUGUUGGCUGGAAUGGUUUGAGGUUGGCCUUGCACGAUACUCUCCUCAUCCCCAACCUACCCUGCCCGCUCUUCCCCCGCUUGGAACACAUCCACCUCGGGCACUCCCUCUUCAAGCCCUACGGCGGUAUCGAACGCAUGUUCGAAGCCCUCCUCCCUUCCUACAUUCCUCCGCCUUGCCACGUCUCUUUCGACCUGGCUUUGCAUCAUUUGGAUAUUGACCAUAGUCAGCAGGACUAUGUCCGGGAUUAUAACCUGGCGACGAUGAGACGGCUUACAAAUUUCAUGCUCGUAUUCUUCCACGAGCAGAGUGCGUAUCACGUCACUUUCCGGCUCUUUGACCCUGCCUCUAUUGCCACCACGAGUACCAAAAUCUCAUCCCAAGAGGCGAAACCGUACCGCGAAGCCUUCUGGGUCUUACACCACUCGCCCAUCCCGCACCUCGACAGAUUCAUGCUCGGUGAAUGGCUCGUGCCGCGUCUCCUCCGACCCUCCGGGUCGAGCGAAGCCGUCAGGGGCGAGUUGGAGGCGUAUUUUGCGGGGGGGAUGGAAGAUCGGUUUGGGAUGGUUUAUGGGCGGGAUGUGGGGGGGUAUGUGAGGCGGUAUGAUGUCUGGUUCUUGGAGGAGGAAGAGGAGGGGGAUGAGGGUGAGAGUGAUGAUGGUUACUCUACGCCGGUAUGGAAUAAACCGACUACAUGUGGCUUCUCCCUCUCCGCCAUUCGUAUUGUGAGUUCCAUACCUUCAAUUGUACCUCAUAGGAGGCGCUUACACGAGGACAAAGCUGCUUUCUUGCGCGCAAUAUCAAUACAAGCCACCGCCCGCUUUGAGUCUGCCAAAGUCGUGUCCUUGUCUGUCUGCGGUGUGAUUGUAUCCAGCUCUGUAGUCCUGUUCAUAUAUGGGUUAUCGUUGUACUAG
Messenger RNA from Cryptococcus wingfieldii CBS 7118, 1176 nucleotides. RefSeq lists its product as hypothetical. The transcript is spliced from 2 exons. The record is from RefSeq and is a predicted model, not a curated record. The coding region runs from base 1 to 1176 and encodes 391 amino acids. Lineage: Eukaryota; Fungi; Basidiomycota; Tremellomycetes; Tremellales; Cryptococcaceae.